Paramecium tetraurelia is the source of this 582-nucleotide messenger RNA. RefSeq lists its product as uncharacterized. Lineage: Eukaryota; Ciliophora; Oligohymenophorea; Peniculida; Parameciidae. The record is from RefSeq and is a predicted model, not a curated record. The transcript has a single exon.
AUGUAGGAAGAAACCUUUUAAUUAUAAAAAUAACAGGUGAUAGAAUAUACCCAAAGAAAAUUUAUUAAACCUCUUUAACGAAAAUGUCAAUCCAAAACCUAAAACUCUGACGAUCUUUACUUAAGUUUGGAAACCUGCCUUGACUCGGAAGUCAUCUCAAACUUCGGUAAAAGAGGAACUAAUUUUUCUAUAGAAGAAGAAUAUAAUCCACAAUCUCUUCAAAACCCUUUAGCUAAUGAAUUACCUAAUUUUGCUAGAGUCCAAAUUCAUUUGAACCAUACUAUCUAAUAAUAACCUGAAAUCACCUACAUUCAAACUGAUAUAUACUUAAAUGACCACUAAAACGAAAAGGAUUCUGAGCAAAAAUAAUGGAAUAUUGAGCAUAAUUGUAAUGAACCUAUAGAAGAACCUAAUGGAGUUGAUUAUAAGUUGAUAUAAGUGGAUGAUAUCAAUUACUUAUAAACAUUUCAAAGUAAUAUUAUAGAAAAUCAAAAAAAGGCAUCAAGGGAUAAAAAACUGAUACCAAAAGCACUCCAUCAAGACCUCACCAAAGGAAUUCAUAAAAUUUUAAUUAAAAAAUGA